Messenger RNA from Scatophagus argus, 2188 nucleotides. Its product is annotated as extracellular calcium-sensing receptor-like. Gene Ontology annotation, cellular component: membrane. The record is from RefSeq and is a predicted model, not a curated record. Gene Ontology annotation, biological process: G protein-coupled receptor signaling pathway. The transcript has 7 exons. Gene Ontology annotation, molecular function: G protein-coupled receptor activity. The coding region runs from base 1 to 2175 and encodes 724 amino acids. NCBI's taxonomy places the organism in Eukaryota, Metazoa, Chordata, Actinopteri, Scatophagidae.
AUGGCCUUUGCUAUUGAUGAGAUCAACAGAAACUCCAACCUGCUACCUAAUGUGACUCUGGGAUACAGUCUUUAUGAUAAUUGUGCUAAUCUAGAGAUUGGAUUUCGUGCAGCAUUGUCCUUAGUCAGUGGUCGAGAGGAGCAGUUUUUGUUAGACGAGACUUGUGUUGGAACCCCUCCAGUAGUGGGGAUUGUGGGUGAUUCUACCUCUACAAAUUCCAUUGCCAUCUCCAGUGUCUUAGGCUUGUACAGAGUGCCUAUGGUGCAUGCUAUGAUUCAGAUUCUAAAACACUUUGACUGGACUUGGGUUGGCCUGUUGAUCAGUGAUGAUGACUAUGGACUUCACGCUGCCCGAUCCUUUCAAUCUGACCUGGUUCAGUCUGGUCGAGGUUGUCUGGCCUAUUUGGAGGUUUUACCUUGGGACAAUGACCAAGAUGAAUUAAGAAGGAUUGUGGAUGUGGUGAGGCAGAAUGUGACAGGCCUGCAGUGGAUUACCAGUGAAGCUUGGACAGCAGCUACUGCGCUCCACACUCCUCACCUCACGCCAUACCUGGCUGGCACACUGGGUAUCGCCAUGCGUCGAGGACAAAUCCCAGGCCUUAGGGAAUUCCUCUUACAAACACGUCCUGACCUACAUCAUAACAGCAGCAACUAUGGAAACAGCAUGUGUAGAUUUGCACCACCUCCAGCAGACUGGGUAGAUGCUGGGGGAGCAUUAUGCACUGGACAGGAAGAUAUGGAAAGUGUGGAGAAUGACUUCUUGGAUGUUUCAGACCUCAGGUCAGAGUACAAUGUGUACAAGGCUGUGUAUGCACUGGCAUAUGCUCUUGAUGACAUGCUGCACUGUGUGCCAGGCAGAGGGCCUUUCAGAGGACACAGCUGUGGCAGUUUGAAAGGACUGGAGCCAUGGCAGCUGGUGUAUUAUUUGGAUAAGGUCAACUUCACCACAUCAUUUGGUGAUCAAGUGUCAUUUGAUGAGAAUGGUGAUGCCUUACCAAUAUAUGAUAUCAUGAACUGGCUGUGGCUCCCUGAUGGAACAACUAAACUUCAGAAUGUGGGUGAGGUUAAGAAGUCAGCCUUCAAAGGUGAAGAACUCAGAAUUGAUGCAGACAAAAUCUUCUGGAACUUUGAAUCAAAAAAGCCACCCCGGUCAGUGUGCAGUGAGAGCUGUCCUCCAGGUACCCGCAUGGCCAGAAAGAAAGGGGAACCUGAGUGCUGCUUUGACUGCAUCCCUUGUUCUGAGGGAAAGAUCAGCAAUGAUACUGACUCAUUGGAGUGCACCAGUUGUCCAGAGGACUUCUGGUCCAGCCUCCAGCGUGACCACUGUGUUCCCAAGGAAACAGAGUUCCUCUCCUACCAUGAACCUCUGGGUAUUGGCCUGACAGCUGCUGCCUUGCUGGGCACCUGUAUGUGUGCUGUUGUCCUGGGCAUCUUCAUCUGUCAUCGGAGAACACCGAUAGUACGCGCCAACAACUCAGAACUGAGUUUUCAGCUAUUGCUGUCACUUAAGUUAUGUUUCCUGUGUUCACUGCUGUUUAUCGGUCGUCCCACGCUGUGGACAUGCCAGCUGAGACAUGCAGCAUUUGGGAUCAGUUUUGUGCUUUGCAUCUCAUGUAUCCUCGUAAAAACUGUGGUGGUCCUGGCUGUGUUCAAGGCCUCCAAGCCAGGAGGUGGAGCCAGUCUGAAGUGGUUUGGUGCUAUGCAGCAGAGGGGGACAGUCAUGGUUCUUACUUCUAUUCAGGCAGCAAUCUGCGUUGCUUGGAUUACAUCUGCCUCCCCAGUUCCCCAUGAAAACACUCAAUACUACAAUGGCAAAAUAGUUUAUGAGUGUGUUGUUGGGUCCACCAUUGGUUUUGCAGUUUUGCUGGGUUAUAUUGGAUCACUGGCUAUCCUCAGUUUUCUGAUUGCAUUUAUAGCAAGGAAACUUCCAGAUAGUUUCAAUGAGGCCAAACUCAUCACUUUCAGCAUGCUGAUCUUCUGUGCUGUGUGGGUGGCCUUUGUCCCUGCUUAUGUCAGCUCACCGGGCAAAUAUGCAGAUGCAGUGGAGGUAUUUGCCAUCCUGGCCUCCAGUUUUGGUCUCUUGGUAGCACUGUUUGGACCCAAAUGUUACAUAAUCCUGCUGAGACCAGAGAGGAACACAAAGAAAGCCAUCAUGGGUCGAGGCAACGAUACAUAAAAGCUGCACUUAA